AUGGGUGAUAAAAAGGAUGAAGUUAUUGUUGUUGGCCAUCGAAAUCCAGAUACAGAUGCAAUUACAGCAGCUAUGGUUUAUGCUGAUUUUCUUCGUCGAAUGGGUGUGAAUGCAAAAGCUUAUCGUCUUGGUGAAUUAAAUAAUGAAACUAAAUUUGUACUUAAAACAGUCGACAUGGAAGCACCUGAUAUGAUACCUGAUAAUGUGCCUGAAGGGACACAAGUUGCAUUAGUUGAUCAUAAUGAAAGUCAACAAUCUAUGGAAAAUUUGAAAAAAAUGCGUGUUAGUCAUGUUGUCGAUCAUCAUAAAAUAGGUGAUUUAACAACUUCCGAACCGGUUUAUUUACGUUUUGAACCUGUCGGAUGUACUGCAACAAUUUUAACAAAAUUAUUUCGUGAAAAUAAUCUUGAUAUGGAUCAAAAAACAGCAACUCUUCUUCUCAGUGCUAUUCUUAGUGAUACACUUCAUUUUCAAUCACCAACAACAACUGAUGAUGAUCGAAAAAUCGGUGAAUAUUUACAACCAAUUGCUAAAAUUGAUGAUUUAAAAUCUUAUGUUAAUAAAUUAUUUGAAGCUAAAAGUGAUUUAACUGGAUUUUCUACACAUAAAGUUCUUUUUCUUGAUUAUAAAACAUUUCAAUUUAAUAAUGAACAAUGGGGUGUUGGUACUGGUGAAACAUGUAAUGUUGAUAAAAUGCUUGAACGAAAAGAUGAAUUUCUUAAAGAAAUCGAUGAAGAAAAGAAAAAACAUAAUUUAAAUGGUAUUUUAUUUUCGAUUGUUGAUAUCAUUAAUCAAAAGAAUUUAACAAUAAUUUCCGGUGAAAACGAAGAAAAAGUGGCUCGCGAAGCAUUCCAAGCUGAUGUUAAAGAUCAUAUUGCUGAUUUUGGUUCAAGAGUCAGUCGAAAAAAACAAAUUGUUCCAGCACUUGAAGCUUAUUUUAAUCAAAAAUCUUAA
Messenger RNA from Adineta steineri, 954 nucleotides. The record is from the annotation of a GenBank genome assembly. NCBI's taxonomy places the organism in Eukaryota, Metazoa, Rotifera, Eurotatoria, Adinetida, Adinetidae.